Messenger RNA from Verticillium alfalfae VaMs.102, 669 nucleotides. RefSeq lists its product as hypothetical. NCBI's taxonomy places the organism in Eukaryota, Fungi, Ascomycota, Sordariomycetes, Glomerellales, Plectosphaerellaceae. Gene Ontology annotation, cellular component: cell periphery; fungal-type vacuole. Gene Ontology annotation, biological process: positive regulation of catalytic activity. The coding region runs from base 28 to 450 and encodes 140 amino acids. The record is from RefSeq and is a predicted model, not a curated record. The transcript has a single exon.
GUGCCGCUCGUAUUUCGACUGACGGUCAUGAUUACUUCAUUAAUGUCGCUGGCCAUUGCCACGCGAAUCUUCGUCCACGAGAACGCGCAGGACAGAAGCAGCGCGGAGCGUACGCAGAGCGUCGUCGCCAUCGCCGUGGACACCGUCGCAGUUCCAUACAUCGCUUACAUGCUGUGGGAUGAGUACACGGGCAAGCCACUCGGUCUCCGACCCGCCACGCAAAAGAUCGCCUUGAUCUUACUGGACCUCUUCUUCAUUAUAUUCAAAUCAGUGAGCACGGCACUGGCGUUCGAGAGCCUGGUCUAUCACAAUGAUCGGGGUGACGCGAAGGUGGCCCAGCUCUCCAAGGCUCUGUCGGCUUUUGUGUUCGUGGGGCUCGUAUCGUGGACAUUCAACUUCAUGGUGAAUAUUUUCAGGACGGUGGCAAGGCUGGGAACGAACGAGGGGUGAGCAGGCGCAUAUGGGUUUUUGUUUUGUUUCUGGUGUCUGGGUUGAGAGUGCAAGGACACCUCGAUUGGUCUGUUUUUUCCCCCUCAGCGUUCAGUCCUGCGGGAUCGAGGAGCUUGUGGUUCUCGUUUUCCUAUUCAUCGGCUCUGUUGAUGCGGGACGCACACGCCGAAUUUUAUGACAUGAUAGGAUGGCGAGACUGACUGCGAAUACCUUUCACAC